Molecule: messenger RNA, 1356 nt
Organism: Rhagoletis zephyria (snowberry fruit fly)
Lineage: Eukaryota; Metazoa; Arthropoda; Insecta; Diptera; Tephritidae
Source: RefSeq, a predicted model, not a curated record
AUGAUGGAGAGGAAGAGAAGGAGGGAAGAAGGUGAUGCACCGACGCCGCCGCCGAAGACGACAAAGACGGAGAAAACCUGCGGCGAAAAUGAUGAAGGAGAAGAGGAGGACAUUGACUCGCUGCCACCCUACUACCCGGCCAUCCAGGGCUGUCGCAGUGUGGAUGAGUUCCAGUGCAUCAAUCGAGUUGAGGAAGGAACAUAUGGCAUCGUCUACCGAGCCAAGGACAAGCGCACCGGCGAGACCGUCGCCCUAAAGCGGCUGAAGAUGGAGAAGGAGAAGGAGGGCUUUCCCAUCACCUCGCUUCGUGAGAUCAGCACGCUUCUAAAGGCGAGGCACGAAAAUGUAAUUUCCUUGCGGGAGAUCGUCGUCGGCUCCAACAUGGACAAGAUCUACGUGUCGAUGGAGUGGGCGGCGCACGACCUGAAGGCGUUGAUGGAGUCGAUGCGACAGCCUUUCCUUCUUGGCGAGGUGAAGACGCUGCUGCUGCAGCUGCUGCGAGCGGUGGCCUACCUCCACGACCAGUACAUCCUCCACCGGGACUUGAAAACUUCAAACAUUAUGCUCAAUCACCAGGGAAUACUCAAGGUGGGCGACUUUGGCCUGGCCCGUGAGUUUGGCUCCCCUCUCAAGGAGUACACGCCCAUCGUCGUCACCCUCUGGUACCGCGCUCCGGAGCUCCUGCUCCAGACGAAGCUCUACUCGGCGCCCAUCGACAACUGGUCGGUGGGCUGCAUCUUCGGCGAGUUCAUCACCAUGAAGGCGCUCUUUCCCGGCAAGUCGGAGAUUGACCAGAUCAACCUCCUCUUCAAGGAGCUGGGCACUCCGAACGACAAGAUCUGGCCCGGCUACAGCGACCUGCCGCUGCCGAAGAAGGUCGCCUUUGCCGAGCACCCCUACAACAACCUCCACAACCGCUUCGGCCGGCGGCUGGGCAAGUCGGGUUUCGAUCUGAUCAACCGCUUUCUGACCUACUGUCCCGAGAGGCGGAUCACCGCGGCGGAAGCGCUCAAUCACGAGUUCUUCAGGGAGUCGCCGAAGCCAGUUGACCCGUCCAUGUUCCCGACGUGGCCGGCCAAGUCGGAGGGAGAGAAGCGAAAGGCCAGCCCGAAGCCGCCCAGCGGUGGAAAGCAGUUUGCCGGCAGUUUGGAGGCCGACGAGGAGGCGAACGCACCCUCCGCACACGUUUUUGUUUUUACACAUUUCGCCCGCACCGACGUCGUCUAUGAACGGCGCGUCGCUCGUUGUCUAGGCAGCGUUUGUAGAGUGGCCGCCGCCGCUGCCACCAACGUCGCCAACGUCGACGACAAGUCAGGAGCGCUGUUCUGCUCUGUGUACUCCGAGCACAACUACUGA